Drosophila montana is the source of this 667-nucleotide messenger RNA. Its product is annotated as ATP-dependent translocase ABCB1-like. Gene Ontology annotation, biological process: transmembrane transport. Gene Ontology annotation, cellular component: plasma membrane. Lineage: Eukaryota; Metazoa; Arthropoda; Insecta; Diptera; Drosophilidae. The transcript has 3 exons. Bases 47 to 667 code for a protein of 206 amino acids. Gene Ontology annotation, molecular function: ABC-type transporter activity; ATP binding. The record is from RefSeq and is a predicted model, not a curated record.
CUUAAAAUUAAGUGCAUAAUCAUUGAAGUUAUUAUCAUAUAAAAUAAUGACCGCUUCAUACGGCAACAGCGUCAAGGAUGACGACAGUCGAUUGUCACAUAACAAGACGAAUAUUGUCUUGGGUCAAUCCUUUGCUGACAAAGACAAAGAACACAAAAGCUUCGAACCGAAUAAAAGGAAAAAGAAUUCGAAGCACAAAGAAGCAGCGGACAGCGAUGAGGAUGACAAACCGAAAGAAGAGAUCAAGCCAGUGGGUUUCUUCACGAUGUUCCGCUAUGCAUCGAAGAAGGAUCGCAUCCUCUACAGCAUCGGUCUGAUCUGUGCGCUUGGAAUGGGUCUGACAACGCCAGCGAACAGUCUGAUCUUUGGAGAUCUUGCUAACGACAUGAUUAACCUUAGUGGACUUGGCCAGGAAGCUGCUUAUAUGAGAGAAUCUUCCAAUUCGCAAGCCCUGCUGGACGCGGUGCAAAAGUUUUCGCUGAACGUGACCUACAUUGGCCUUGUGAUGCUCUGCUGCAGUUACAUGGCCAUCACGUGCUUCAAUUAUGCUGCCCACUCGCAAACAAUGAGCAUACGUUCCAAGUUUUUCAAAUCUGUCCUGCAUCAGGACAUGAGCUGGUACGAUAUCAAUCAGAGCGGCGAGGUAGCCAGCCGAAUGAACGAGUAA